Messenger RNA from Drosophila ficusphila, 2345 nucleotides. RefSeq lists its product as uncharacterized. The transcript has 2 exons. Gene Ontology annotation, molecular function: glutamate-gated receptor activity. Gene Ontology annotation, cellular component: membrane. NCBI's taxonomy places the organism in Eukaryota, Metazoa, Arthropoda, Insecta, Diptera, Drosophilidae. Bases 337 to 2223 code for a protein of 628 amino acids. The record is from RefSeq and is a predicted model, not a curated record.
AUAGAGCUUUCAGCACGCCAUUUGACCUGCCAGUUAAGUGAUUCCUGUUUAGAUUAUAGUAAUGAGACAGUACACAAAUAACAAUUACUCCUUCUGUAAUCUGUAAAUGAAUUUUUCGGAAUUUAAAAAAAAGUUUUUAAUUCGAAAAUAUUUUUAAAAAAAUUAAUAAGUAUGCCACUUAGCAAUUGCAUAAAAUUAUAAAGUCAAAUUAAGAUACAAAGUUAUUUCGCUUGGCUUUCUCUACCAUUUCUUUGUUUUCAGUGUGGCGAGCCAUCAUAAAAUGGCGGUUGCCCAGGGCCAGGAGCUCAGUUGGCCAGGAGCCGAAGGUGGACGACCAUGCUGCCCAGUUCGGUGCACAAUGUGAGCCUGGUCUACGCACUCGUCUGGGCCAUCGACCACUAUUAUGGCCAGGGAACGAGCACUCCGCUGGCGGUGGUGCAGUUCGCCACCAGUUGGCGGAGCAGGGGAUUCCACAACGAUCUGAUAGACGCCGCAUUGGGGACUUGCUCCGGAAAGGGGAGGAUCCAGUUCCUGCUCGAAGAUGAUCGCGUUGAGUCAAGCGAAAAGGAGAAGGAGAAGGAGAAGGAGCUUCCGCCGCCGAGUGGAUUGAGUGGAAGGCCGUUCGCCAUUUGGUUUCUGGACAGCCUGCGCUCGUACUUCCGCCUGGAGAUGUACCUCACCCAACUGGGCAGUCCGUACAAGAGGAACGGUUUCUUCCUGGUCGUUUACACCGGCGUGGAGGAGGAGCCCAUGGAGGCCGUCACGAUCAUGUUCCGAAGGCUACUUCACAUGUACGUGGUGAACGUGACCCUGUUGCUCCCGCGGAUGGGGAUUGUGCAGCUGUUCACCUACUUUCCCUACGGACCACAUCGCUGCCUCUCCGCGCUGCCCGUCUACUACACGUCCUUUCAGGACAUCCCCUCCCAGGGAUUCGGCCUCGGCAAGCCGCUCUUCCCCAGCAAACUGGGCAACCUGCACGGCUGCGAACUGGUGGCGAUCACCUUCGAGCACCGGCCGUACGUCAUCAUAGAGGAUGACCCGACGGUUCCGGGGGGCAGGACAUUGCACGGCAUCGAGGGCAUGAUCUUCCGAGCUCUGGCCGAGCGGAUGAACUUCACCAUGCGAAUGGUGGAGCGGAAGGACAAGGAUCGCGGGGAGGUUCUGCCAGAUGGCAACUACACGGGCAUUCUCAAAAUGAUGGUCGACGGCGAGGCGAACGUGACCUUCGUGUGCUACAUGUACAACAAGGCCCGCUCGGAUCUGAUGCUGCCCAGCGUCUCCUACACGAGCUUCCCGAUCGUGCUCGUGGUUCCCGGCGGAGGAUCGAUGACGCCGCUGGAGCGACUGACGCGUCCCUUCCGCCACAUCAUUUGGUCCUGCAUCCUGGCGAGCCUGGUGCUCGGAAUGCUGCUGGUGGCCCUGCUGCGAAUCUGCGCUGCUCCGCUGCUGAGGAUCCUGGUGCUGGGCGGGCACAACAGCUAUCCCUGCUUGGGGCUGUGGAACACCCUGCUGGGCAACCAGGCGAUGCACAAUCCGCGGCGGAACUUCGCGCGAUACCUCCUGCUGCUGUGGCUCCUGCAAACCCUGACCCUGCGGGCCGCCUACACGGGUCAACUGUAUCUGCUCCUGCAGGACGUGGAGGUGCGAUCGCCACUGAAGACGCUCGCCGAGGUGAUGGACAAGGGCUAUGUGUUCCACAUGCUGCCCGCCCUGCAGGUCGUGUUCAAGGACUCGCUGCCCAGCGAUCACAUGCGAGUGGUGAACACACUGGACGCCUCACUGUACCGGCUGAGGGAGGAGGACGACCCGGGCAUUGCGGUGCCGCUGCUGCAGCCCACCGUCUACUACUUCGACUACCGAUCGGGCAGGAACAGCCGCCACCUGACCACCCUUUCCGUGCCCCUGUUGACCGCCCCGCUGACCCUCUACAUGCGACCGCACUCGUACUUCAAGCACCGCAUCGAUCGCCUGCUCAUGGCCAUGAUGUCAUCGGGCAUCGUCUAUCGGUAUCGCCGCAUGUAUUUGGAUCGCAUCGAGCGGCUGGCCAAGAGCAAGCGGAACAUGGAGCCGCAGCCCCUGACCAUCUGGCGACUGGGCGGCAUCUUCUUCCUCGUAUCCGCUCUUCAUUUUGUGGCCAUCCUGGUUUUCAUACUGGAGCUGUUGGCCGCCAAGCAUCCGCGAUUGCGCAGGGCUAUGAAUGCAGUUAAUCGAUACACAGCUUAAGCUUUGCUUCAAUGCACGAAACUGUACUUUGUUGUUAGUUACAUAUUUAUCGAGAGUUAUCGAAAAAAAUAUAUUAUGCAAGCAAUAUUAACUUGAAUAUAAAAAUGUGUUUUUAAACUAGA